AUGGAUGUCCUGAAGGGUUUUCUGAAAGGCCAACCAAACGGCCCUGCGGCCGUGCCAGUCGUCCUCCACAUCUACGACUUGGGCCGACAGUUCUCCGGCGUCAACGCGGUGUGCAAGGCCAUCGGCACCGGAGCCUUCCAUGCAGGCGUAGAGAUCUAUGACAGGGAGUGGAGCUAUGGCGGUGGCGCCCACGGCCCCUUUGGCACUGGAAUCUUCUGCUGUCCGCCCAAAGGCUGCGAGGCGCACUCGUACCGGGAGGCGGUGGAUAUGGGCUUCACCACAAAGACUCGAAAAGAGGUGGAGCAGCUCAUAAAGCAGAAGCUGGCGAAAGAGUGGAAGGGACAGCAGUACGACCUCUUGCGGCACAACUGCUGUCAUUUCGCGGAUACCUUGUGCUGCGAGCUCGGGGUGGGGCACGUUCCACACUGGGUGACCAGUUUGGCCGGAGUUGGAGCUAUGCUGAGGAGCAAUGCGCGCAUUGCUAUUGGCAACGCUGCGGCCGUGCCCAUGUUGGCAGCGCAGGGCAUGAUGGCCGUCGCCGGCCUCUUCGCCGGCGAGGAAGAGGAUGAAAGCCAGGAUGGCAGGGGACCACACCCUGGCGUCCCCGUUGUGUCAACCAGAGUGCCCGUGGAUUCCGUGCAGCGUGCUGGCGCAAACGGAUACCCGCGCGGGCCUACGACCGUGAGCCCCACCAAGCUCGCAGCAGGCGACCCGGUGAGCCCGCUCUCCGUGCGCUCCGCGCAGUCCCGGGCCUCCGGCGCCUCCGCCGCCUCCGCCGCCUCCGCCGCCUCCGCCGCCUCUGGGUCCAGGCCAGAGAUCUUCGCGCUCGGGGAUGAGGUGGAGGUGUACAGCAAUUCCCGUCAGUGCUGGUGCACUGGAGAGGUGAAGCUUGUGGAGCUGACUGCGUCUCCGCCCUUCUUUGAGGUGGCCUUUUGGGUCCCCGGUGAGGCGGAGUUCGGCACCGGGGAGAUGGCUACAAAGAAGGUGCCGGUGGGCUCGAAGGACAUUCGCAGGUGGAAGCCCAGCAGCCCAGAGAAGUCUGGCUCUGCCUGGAGAGUCGGAGAUUGGAUCGAGGUGUUUAGCCAGUCCAAGCAGGUAUGGUGCCCUGGGCGCGUCACGCAAACCUUUCCUGACAAGGUAAAAGUUGCUUAUCAGUUGGCCGGAGCUGGCCCGGAUGACUGGUUCGAGAAGCUGCUUGAUGUUGGAUCUGCCGACCUCCGCAAGGCGGCGAACGAGCCGGUGGUGGCGACGGCCAAGCCCGUGUGGAGCAAGGCGGAAGAGGCCAGCUACCAGGCCGCCUUUGCACAGCUCUUGCCGUACUCCAGCAAUAAGCCCGCCUUGGACGCGGACCCCAUGGCCGAGUACCUCAAGACCAGCGGCUUGCCGCGGAAAGUCCUGCGGGAGGUGUGGAGGGCCUCGGUGACCUCGCCGGCCUGCGCCAGCCUCGAGGAGUUCUGCUGCUGCUGCCGACUGAUUGCACAUUGCCAGGAGGCCAUGAGGAGUCCGGACUUGGCCACCAGAGAAAUGAUGGAGCAAGCUGGCCUGCAAUUGCGCCAGCUUUUGCAGGAACGCUUCCUGAUGAAAGUGCCUUCAAAGCUGCCGGAGUUUAAGGAGCUCAUCUCGCAGCAGAACGCCGUACGGCUGGAUCUGCAUGAGGCCGUUGCCAGCCGGGAUGAGACAAGGCUGAGACAGGCCCUGCAGAGCGGGAAGCUCUUGGAAGUGGAAGUGCGGUGGGGCUACCGGGAGCUUGCGGCCAUACAGGCGAAAGCUUCCGCCGAUGAGGUUGAUGAGCCCAUUCGCUCGAUCGAGGAAAUCCUGGCAGAGGAGGAUGAGCGGCAGAGACUUGAGGAGGAAGAGAUGGCCGCACUAGAAAGGCAACGAGAGGCCGAGCUUGAGUCUCAAGUGGAGGCGGCUUCAAAACAGGUCCAAGCUGCGAUUAGCACGGAUGACCAAAAAGAGCUCCUGAAGAUCCUGGAGCAGUACAAAGGCAUCUUGCCGGACGAGCAGGUUGCAGCUGCACGACGGAGGCUCCCAGGGAUGUGGGCACGGGCCGAAAUGCGCAAGGAACUUGCGCAGGCCAUGAGCACACCAGAAAACACACAGAAGUUGAAGUUCGCGAUUGCGUCUGCCACACGGUCGUGCUUGCCCCAGGCUGAGGUCCAGAAGGCGCAGGACCUUCUAAAUGAGAUGGAGUUGCAGAAGGCAAAGGUGGAUGCAGAAGGCCCAGCACGGACAGACGUGCCCUCAGCUCCUGUCCAAGUCCAGAACAAAAGGAGUGGACAGCCCGAGGCGCCUCAAAGCAAGCUGGAGCAAGCCGUGCUGGCCAAGGACAAGGAACUUAUUCAGGCUGCCCUAUCAGAGCUGAAGGCUUCCGGGAUGUCCACAAGGGAGAGGACAUCCUUGUACACAGCUGCUCAAGCCAAGUUCGGCGCACGUGAUGGCUGA
Messenger RNA from Effrenium voratum, 2445 nucleotides. The record is from the annotation of a GenBank genome assembly. NCBI's taxonomy places the organism in Eukaryota, Dinophyceae, Suessiales, Symbiodiniaceae.